Messenger RNA from Antechinus flavipes (yellow-footed antechinus), 1640 nucleotides. RefSeq names its product family with sequence similarity 167 member B (gene FAM167B). The transcript has 2 exons. The record is from RefSeq and is a predicted model, not a curated record. NCBI's taxonomy places the organism in Eukaryota, Metazoa, Chordata, Mammalia, Dasyuromorphia, Dasyuridae. The coding region runs from base 873 to 1409 and encodes 178 amino acids.
CUUUGGUGUCCAGAAUGCCACAGGGGAAUCCACCUUACAGCCUCUCCUGGAGCUUCCCAAGAUUCAGCACUUAUUUCCUCUCACCUCCAGCAAUUCAUCUCAGACGCCUCCUCUGAGUAUCCCAACCGAACCGGCACCUCCCAUCGCCCCCCCUCCAGGCUGGGACCCCCAUACAUGUAUUUCCUCCUUCCAGGCUGGGACCCCCAUACAUGUAUUUCCUUCUGGGAUGGGACCCCCAUACAUGUAUUUCUUCCUUCCAGGCUAGGUCCCCUCCCAUUUAUUUCCUCCUUCCAAGACCGGACCCAAAGCCUUCACAGUCUGUCCUUUUCUAGCCAAAGACCCCACAUUCUACCUCCAUCGAGUCUGACACUAUCUCUGUGACCCCGGGUCACAUACCACAUACCCACUCCUCCAUUAGGAUCCAACACCCUGCCACCCUCCAGGCUGGUACUCCUCAUUCUGCUCCCUCAAUCUAGUUAGAAUUAGAAUCCCUGCCCCAAGCUGAGUUUUGAAGAUGAAUCCCCCAGUGGCAAUAUGAUUGGGACAGAUGGGAAGGAAAGUAGAUAGAGGCCAAGGGAAAAAGCCAAUAUCCUCAGCAGCAACCUGGUCUUGUAGAAGUUUCCUUUCAGAGAAUAGGAUGUCUCCUUUUGGGCAGGGACAAUUAAAUUUGACCCUGAGGCCAGAGAAACUGAGAUCCUGCUCCCCCCUCUCUUUCCUCUGGGAGUCACGUGAGUUCCCAUUACUAUAGAAUUCCAGGGAAAUAAGCCACACAAUCUUACGCACUCCGACUUUGGCACAUUUACCCAUCUGCUCCCCCUCAACCCAGGGACCGGCGUACACAUCACACCUCUCCCACUGGAGCCGCCAUCACCAUGGCUUUGGGGUCCCUGGCGUUUGGGGCUCUGGGUGAGGAGGAAGAGCAGGAGGAGGAGACCCUGGACAGCUUGAAGGCACUCACUGCCAAACUGAAGCUGCAGACCAGAAGGCCCUCCUACCUGGAGUGGACAGCCAGGGUCCAAAGCCAAGCCUGGCGUCGAGGCCAGACCAGGGCUGAACUAGGGGAACCAGGUGCGGGAACCAUCUGCGGUUUCCACACUCUGGAUGAUGCCUUGCAGUGGCUCAGAGAGGAGCUGAGGCAGAUGCAGGCCCAAGAUCGGGAGCUGGCAGGGCAGCUGUUGCGCCUCCGGUCCCGCAUGCACCAGCUGAAGGUGGAACAGAUCUGCAGGCAGCACCAGGAGCUGUUGGACGCUGCUGAGCUGGAGGCCGAGGCCGAGGGGCUGGGCUUCGGGGAGGCCUCGGAGCUGCUGAGCCCGGACUCCCUGUGGGCCCCUCGCCUGCUGGCUCCCCCGCUCAGGGACAUUGGUCUCACCCGGAUGAACAUCAGUACUCGUCGCUUCACCCUGUGCUAAACAGACUGGCCCUGCUGCCUGACCCAGACCUCGGGGUCCUGUUUUGGUGCGAGGGACCUCCUGCCUAGAGGCUGGGAGCUCUCCAGUCCUUCCAGCAUCAUUCACUAUUCCCUUAUCUCUUUGGGAGAGAUAGACACCAGGUGUCAAAACCAGAUUUUCUCUUUCAUUCAGCUUUGUCUCUGUUAUCUGGUUUUUGGGUUUGGGUUCUCUGUGAGGCUGUUUCUCUGGUUU